Chanos chanos (milkfish) is the source of this 3588-nucleotide messenger RNA. RefSeq names its product potassium sodium-activated channel subfamily T member 1b (gene kcnt1b). Gene Ontology annotation, molecular function: outward rectifier potassium channel activity; intracellular sodium-activated potassium channel activity. Gene Ontology annotation, cellular component: plasma membrane. The record is from RefSeq and is a predicted model, not a curated record. Lineage: Eukaryota; Metazoa; Chordata; Actinopteri; Gonorynchiformes; Chanidae. Bases 1 to 3588 code for a protein of 1195 amino acids. The transcript is spliced from 33 exons. Gene Ontology annotation, biological process: potassium ion transmembrane transport.
AUGGCAGAGAUAGAUUCAGUUGUGCCCCCUCUUCCGCCACGGUAUCGCUUCAGGGAUCUGCUGCUGGGAGACCAGUACUUUCAAAAUGAUGACAGACUGUAUUCCGAAGAGUACAGUAUGGAUUCCACCAAUGCACAGGUGCAAGUAGAGUUUUACGUCAAUGAAAACACCUUUAAGGAGAGGUUGAAGCUAUUUUUCAUCAAAAACCAAAGGUCAAGUCUUAGAAUUCGCCUCUUCAAUCUCUCCUUGAAGUUGUUGACGUGCUUGCUCUACAUCCUGCGAGUGUCACUGGAUGACCCGACCACACAGGAUCCAUGUGCACGCCUGUGGGGGAUUCUUUGUGUUUCAUAUACAUUCAGUAUAGAAUCCACAGAAAUCAACUGGGAGUUGAUUUUUUGGGUGAAUAGAAAGGUUCCUGUAUGGGCAAUACAGGUGACUGUGGCCUUAAUUAGUUUCCUGGAAACCAUGCUCCUGACAUAUCUCAGCUACAAAGGGAACAUUUGGGAGCAGAUUUUCCAGAUCUCCUUCAUACUCGAAAUGAUCAACACAGUGCCAUUCAUUAUUACAAUCUUCUGGCCUCCAUUGAGGAACAUAUUUGUUCCUGUGUUUCUGAACUGUUGGCUUGCCAAAUCUGCAUUAGAAAACAUGAUUAAUGAUUUCCACCGUGCUAUUCAGCGCACACAUUCUGCCAUGUUUAACCAGGUCCUCAUUCUCAUCUGCACACUCCUCUGUCUUGUCUUCACCGGGGCCUGUGGGAUCCAACACUUGGAGAGAGCAGGGAAGAACCUGACUUUGUUUGACUCUCUUUAUUUCUGCAUUGUCACCUUCUCCACUGUGGGUUAUGGCGAUGUCACCCCACGGAUCUGGCCCUCCCAACUUCUGGUGGUCAUCAUGAUCUGUGUCGCUCUCGUGGUCCUCCCAUUACAGUUUGAGGAACUUGCUUAUCUGUGGAUGGAAAGACAAAAGUCAGGGGGGAACUAUAGCAGACACCGGGCUCAGACAGAAAAGCAUGUGGUGCUUUGUGUCAGCUCACUCAAGAUCGAUCUGCUUAUGGACUUCCUUAAUGAGUUCUAUGCUCAUCCCAGACUACAGGAUUACUAUGUGGUUAUACUCUGCCCUACGGAGAUGGACAUCCAGGUGCGCCGGGUGCUGCAGAUUCCCCUAUGGUCUCAAAGGGUGAUUUAUCUCCAGGGAUCGGCUCUGAAGGACCAGGAUCUAAUGAGAGCCAAAAUGGACGAUGCAGAGGCCUGCUUUAUCCUCAGUAGCAGGAAUGAAGUGGACCGCACAGCAGCUGAUCACCAGACUAUCCUGAGAGCGUGGGCAGUGAAGGACUUUGCUCCAAAUUGUCCUCUGUACGUGCAGAUCCUCAAACCUGAGAACAAAUUCCAUGUCAAAUUUGCAGAUCAUGUGGUCUGUGAAGAGGAGUUCAGAUAUGCAAUGCUAGCUCUGAACUGUGUGUGUCCAGCAACGUCCACCCUGGUUACUCUGCUGGUUCACACAUCACGCGGACAGGAGGGUCAGCUCUCUCCAGAACAAUGGCAGAGAAUGUACGGUCGCUGCUCUGGUAAUGAGGUGUACCACAUCCAUCUGGCAGACAGCAAGUUUUUUGGAGAAUAUGAUGGGAAGAGCUUCACCUACGCAUCCUUUCAUGCCCAUAAAAAGUACGGAGUAUGUCUAAUUGGAGUAAAAAGGGAGGACAACAAGAGCAUCCUCCUUAACCCUGGGCCUCGUCACAUUAUGGCUGCUACUGAUACUUGCUACUACAUUAACAUCACCAAAGAGGAGAACUCUGCCUUUAUUUUUAAAGAGGAGGAGAAGCAUAACAAAGGUCUGCCAGUGACAGGACUAUAUGAUGCCCCCUCUCGCCUACCCGUACACAGCAUCAUCGCUAGCAUGGGGACGGUGGCCAUUGAUCUACAGAAUCCAGCUCCUGCAGAGGACAGCAACAAGUUGACUUUACCCACUGAGAACGGAGCAGGGAGCCGGCGCCCAAGCAUCGCCCCCGUUCUGGAGCUCGCUGAUUCCUCUGCCAUCCUACCUUGUGACCUCCUCAGCGACCCUUCAGAGGAUGAGACUAACCAAUCAGAUGAGGAAGGAACGCCAGCCCUGGAAUACGUGAAGGGAUAUCCACCUAAUUCCCCCUAUAUAGGAAGUUCUCCAACCCUUUGCCACCUUCUGCAGCAAAAGGCUCCAUUUUGCUGCCUGCGACUUGAUAAGGGUUGUCGACAUAACAGUUUCGAAGACGCCAAGGCUUAUGGUUUCAAGAACAAACUCAUCAUUGUGUCUGCAGAGACUGCAGGGAAUGGCUUAUACAACUUCAUUGUCCCCCUUCGCGCCUACUACAGACCCCGAAAGGAGCUGAACCCCAUAGUGCUGCUCUUAGAUAACCCGCCAGAUAAUCAUUUUCUGGAGGCCAUCUGCUGGUUCCCAAUGGUGUAUUUUAUGGUUGGAACCAUUGACAAUUUAGAUAAUUUACUGCAGUGUGGGAUUAUCUAUGCUGACAAUCUGGUGGUGGUGGAUAAGGAGAGCACUAUGAGUGCUGAAGAAGACUACAUGGCAGAUGCCAAGACCAUUGUUAAUGUGCAGACUAUGUUCAGGUUGUUUCCCAGUCUGAGUAUUAUUACAGAGCUCACACACCCCUUCAACAUGCGUUUCAUGCAGUUCAGAGCCAAGGACUGCUACUCACUGGCUCUCUCCAAACUGGAGAAGAUAGAGAGAGAUAAGGGAUCAAAUCUAGCCUUCAUGUUUCGUCUUCCCUUUGCUGCAGGACGAGUUUUCAGUAUCAGUAUGCUUGAUACACUCCUUUACCAAUCGUUUGUGAAGGACUACAUGAUUCCCAUUGCCAGGCUCUUGCUCGGUUUGGACACCACUCCAGGAUCAGGCUACCUCUGUGCAAUGAAAGUGACUGAAGAGGACCUGUGGAUCCGAACCUAUGGAAGACUGUUUCAGAAGCUCUGUUCAUCCAGUGCAGAAAUCCCCAUUGGAAUCUACCGCACAGAAUCCCACAUGUUCUCUUCAUCAGAGUCUCAGAUGUCAGUCAACGUAGAAGACUGCGAAGACGCCAGGGACAGACGGGAGUCCUGGAAAGAGAAAACGGCCCAUCGGAACUCUACAGGGAGUGACCAAUCAGAGCAUCCGCUCUUGCGGAAGAAGAGCAUGCAGUGGGCCCGACGGCUCAGCAGAAAGAGCGCCAAAGCACCGAGCCGUGCGGAACGCAUCUCCCAGCAGCGGCUGAACCUGUACCGACGCUCCGAGAGGCAGGAGCUCUCUGAGCUUGUCAAAAACCGCAUGAAGCACCUGGGCUUACCCACCGUUGGAUAUGAGGACGUAUCUAAUUUAACUGCGAGUGAUGUGAUGAAUCGGGUAAAUCUAGGAUAUUUGCAAGAUGAAAUGAAUGACCACCAGAAUACACUGUCAUACGUGCUGAUCAACCCUCCGCCGGACACCAUUCUUGAGCUUAAUGAUAUUGUGUACAUAAUUCGCUCAGAUCCACUGGCACACAUGCCAGAGGAUCUGCCAGGCAGACAGCAGAGUGCCAAAAUGAAGCAAGACUACAACACGGAAACACGAGACGAGACGCAUCUCUGA